AUGGGUACAGCCGCAAGUAAUAAGAAAGUGACACAAUACGACACAAUUCGACAAUUGCCAACAAUAGACCCCCUGAGAAGACAACCUCCGUUGCAGCCAACUCAACGAGUUCCGAAUUCUUUGCCACGUUCGCCAACAAUACAUAAAUCGCAACACAAGUCAAGACAACAAGAUGAAAUAAUGUGGCCACUACCACCAAAUGAAUACGAUGGAAAGUUUAAGGCAGCUUGGCCCGAGGAUGAGAAACGGUAUUCAUUAAAAAGAGCAUAUGAUGCGAAGUUACCACAGAUAUCAGAGUGGACCGCCACAACAACAACAACUACACGAAUCACGAAAUCUGAUUCAAAAGAAACCAGUACUAGCCAAUGGAACAAAGUAAAUUCUUGUAUUUAUGAUUCGGCCCAUGUUCAAUCGACAUUGACAGCCCAAUCACAUUCGCUCAUUAAUUUAUCAACAGCCGAAGAAGUAAGCAAGCUCAUGGUUAAUCUCAACAACGCCCAUAGGCGACUUGAUGGAAUUGUCAAAGAUCGACUGCAAAUUAUAUCAAAAGAAACAGAAAUAAUAAUCGGACAAAUCACCACCGACACACAUGAUAUACAAUUAAGUCUUUUGUCAUUUGCCAAAGCACGGCAGUCACAACAAGACGAGUUAUAUCGCGAGUGGCUGCAAAAAUAUGUUGUCAUAUUGGAUGGAUGGAAGUCGGCACGGUUAGCUAAAUUGCAAGAGGAACUGCAAGAAUAUCAGAGAGCAAUAAUCACUUAUUCGCAAAGAAGAAUUUCAUCUGUCAAUACUGAAGCGAAUAAAAUCAAGUCACUAAUUUUGAGGGAAGAGCAAGAGAAGGCAUCGCUUGAAAUCAAUGCCUUGAUGGCGCAAAUCGAAUCGCUUUCAACACAUCAAAUACUUCAACAUAUAGGCAGCGAAACAAUGACGAAUAUGAAUCUAACCAUACUCGCGAAUGUCGGUAGAAAAAUGCCUGGACAAGGCGCUGCGUUCGACUUUGAUCAGCACGGCACCAUUGGCGGGAAACAAGACGGUACAGUCAUUCAACCGAUGGAUAGGCAUCCACCGAAGCCGCACACAUACGACAAAGUCCAAGUGAAUGCUAUAAAAGCAAGAGCUAUUGUACGUAAUAAGUCCGAACAAAGUGAAGCGAGAACUAGCGAAAGCGAAGAUGAUGACAAUUCUCAGUAA
Messenger RNA from Rotaria sp. Silwood2, 1191 nucleotides. Lineage: Eukaryota; Metazoa; Rotifera; Eurotatoria; Philodinida; Philodinidae. The record is from the annotation of a GenBank genome assembly.